AUGGCGCGAGUCUACGCCGACGUCAACGCCAAAAUGCCGCGGUCAUAUUGGGACUAUGACUCCGUGGCCAUCUCUUGGGGAGUCCUGGAAAACUAUGAGAUCGUGAGGAAGAUUGGGCGAGGAAAAUACUCCGAGGUGUUCGAAGGCAUUAACGUUGCCAACUAUCAGAAGUGUGUCAUCAAAGUGCUCAAGCCUGUCAAGAAGAAGAAGAUCAAGAGAGAAAUCAAGAUCCUGCAAAACCUGUCCGGCGGCCCCAACAUCAUCGCUUUGCUCGAUGUCGUGCGCGACAGCCAGAGCAAAACACCCAGCUUGAUCUUCGAAAACGUGGACAACACCGACUUCCGAACCCUGUAUCCCCGCUUCGUCGACUACGAUGUGCGAUACUACAUCUUUGAGUUGCUCAAGGCAUUGGACUUCUGUCACAGCAAGGGUAUCAUGCACAGAGACGUCAAGCCGCACAAUGUCAUGAUCGACCAUGCGAAGAGAAAGCUGCGACUCAUUGACUGGGGUCUCGCCGAAUUCUAUCAUCAAGGCACCGAAUACAAUGUCCGAGUGGCAUCGCGGUAUUUCAAGGGCCCUGAAUUGCUGGUGGAUUUCCAGGAGUACGACUAUUCGCUCGACAUGUGGUCUCUCGGUGCCAUGUUCGCAUCCAUGAUCUUCCGCAAAGAACCUUUCUUCCAUGGGAACAGUAAUGCCGACCAACUGGUGAAGAUUGCAAAGGUCCUAGGCACAGACGAGCUUUUCGAGUAUCUCGACAAAUACGACAUCGAGUUGGACGCCCAGUACGACGACAUCCUCAGCAGAUUUCCCAAGAAACCGUGGCAAAGCUUCGUGAACGCCGAAAACCAACGUUUUGUCAGCCCGGAAGCCAUCGACUUCCUUGACAAACUGCUCAGAUAUGAUCAUCAGGAACGUCUUACCGCGCAGGAAGCGAUGGCUCACCCUUACUUUGCACCAGUGAGGACUGCAGCAGCACAGCCAAACUCGCAGAAUCAUGGCUCUUAA
Capronia coronata CBS 617.96 is the source of this 1005-nucleotide messenger RNA. RefSeq names its product CMGC/CK2 protein kinase. Lineage: Eukaryota; Fungi; Ascomycota; Eurotiomycetes; Chaetothyriales; Herpotrichiellaceae. Bases 1 to 1005 code for a protein of 334 amino acids. Gene Ontology annotation, biological process: regulation of transcription by RNA polymerase III; regulation of transcription by RNA polymerase I; protein phosphorylation. The record is from RefSeq and is a predicted model, not a curated record. Gene Ontology annotation, cellular component: cytosol; nucleus; protein kinase CK2 complex. The transcript has 4 exons. Gene Ontology annotation, molecular function: ATP binding; protein serine/threonine kinase activity.